Molecule: messenger RNA, 7489 nt
Organism: Amoebophrya sp. A120
Lineage: Eukaryota; Dinophyceae; Syndiniales; Amoebophryaceae
Source: the annotation of a GenBank genome assembly
CAAAUCCAAAGCUAACGACAUCAGCCCGCUUUUGGGUCUGCGGUUCUUUGGCGAUAGGAACUUUUGGUCAAGUCAAAAAGUAGUCAAAGUACAUCAAUAUCAAUACUUAGGUUGAACUUGAGUGCAGAAUGACCGCCAAAGUGGUUGAUUGAAGCUCGAUCGCGCAAGAUUAUGUCGACGUAGCGUUUUCGCCAGGAACACGGCCGGCACCUGGCUUCACUGCCGCCUUGCUGUAGUUCAAGAAGUAAGUAGCCGGUUCGUGAUGUAAAUCAGGUACAACACGGGGGCAGAUUCAUCACCAUGUUGUUGCGCGGUUGUAAGACCGCCCCUCAGUUCGCCUCAUGGCCGGUUCCGUACGGCCCGCGCGACUGUCGUACGAGCCAACGGAUUAGUAUAUCAUGUGGAAAAAUUGUACAAUUUGUCAACUAUCUCAUGCUUUCGCGACGCGACGGACACAGAUCACGUCUCCUCAAGUACUAGCACGUUUCUCUAGUGAACGGAAAAGAGCCGUCGGCUGGCUUUGUCUUUGUUCCGAAGUCUAUCAUCAAAGGAGCAUCUCCAUUACGGGGACUCAUUUACAUUUGCCGCCCGCAUGUAAGAAAAUUUAAUCGAAGCGCUUGCCGAGGAGAAAAAGAAAUACUGCGGCACUUCGUUGUCUGCCAGGUGCAUUUGUUUCUCCCCUCGCGUCACGCCAUCUGCGAUGUGGGCAAAAAAUGGGGCUAACUUUAUUGUCGCGGUCUGUGUACUAGCAUGACAGCUGUGGCAGGUUCGUGCGGUUUUUCCGUCCGAUGGGAGAGGGUUGGGGCUCUGUCAUUUGGGUGCGCCGGCGGAGUUGUGCGACCCACGUGGUCCUGGUCGGAGAAUCUCGCGUACAACGCCCGCGUGGCCGGGAUACGCCAUUUCCGCAUAAUGCCUGGGUUGUUACCAAUGGCUGGCGUAUCUGCUCUACGUCGGAAGAGCGAGGCUUGGACGUCGGAGAGGACGCGCAACAACGACUUUGUCGUGAAGCGACGGUUCUGCAGUGCGAGUUCCACCACGGUGGGUCCGGGAGCAAGUACUGUUAGUUCGGCUAGUUCGGCAAGCGGCGGGAUGGCAACGGAUCUCUCACGCUUUACCAAAUAGAAAAAUCCACCCGCCCCUGCAUGCCGUUGACACAGCGUGAUUUGUGUAUCCACGGGAAGAAGUUUUUCAGUUUGCAGGGACAGGGAAAGGGUCGAUAGAGAUCAUUGUUCUGACCUUUCUUGCAUGUCUACCAAGUACGACAACCAGAGGCACCGGACGUCUCUAUUUUUUUCAGGAGAAAACGAUAGCCGGCUAUGACAAAGUUAACGUUGUUGAAGCGUGAGCAAUAAAUUCGCUUUGAAAACAAGAACGGAGCGAGGCGGGUUCUGACGCUUUGAUACUCCUGCGCAACGUUGCCAUUAUUGCGCACGUAGACCACGGCAAGACCACUUUGGUGGAUGAGAUCUUGUCUCAAUCCGGGAUGGCAUAUGGAUGUGGACAACUCGUCCCCGUUACCUUCAUUUGUCAAACACCUAAAAAAGGGAAAAAAGCGGCAGACGCAACUGCAAGCACAAUGGAGGUUAUUUGGCGUAGUCAAUCCAUACCGCCCAUACCUGUUCGGCGUGGUGAACUUGUCAUGUAGAAACGGCCAAGUACUAUCUAGCGGCAAAAAUAGGAUUUGGCUCUUUGCACGAAAAACGAGGGGGGGUUGUCCGCAAUCAUACGAGCGGCGACUGGCGGCGGGGGGCCAGGCACCUAGACAGCAAUGCGCUGGAACAGGAGCGGGGGAUUACCAUCUUGAGCAAGGUCACCCGCAUCAACGCCCCAAAUCGUGGCGGGUACACCUUCAACAUCGUGGACACGCCCGGACACGCGGACUUCGGCGGCGAGGUGGAGUAUCUUGAGUGAAAGCGUCCCAACCGUAGAUUUGAUAUGCAAAUCUGCAUGCCUGAAAUCAAAUGUGAUGCGCGGGCGCGCCAUGAGGAGCAAUUUCUUAUCGCAUCUGAGAGUAGUUUGUCAUGCUAGAGUCAGGAGUUGAUGGCCGAUUUUUUAGGAUGUUGCUGCUGCAUUAGCUAAAGAGGAUUACGCCGCGAGCCCAAACCUCCUGGUGUGCGCAACAGCUAAAACUUCUUGGUUUAUUGUGGAGCAAAAUCCCCAUAUGAUUGACACUGGGAGGGUGACGUUUUUCCACAGCAUACGGAGCGGGUGUUAUCCAUGGUCGAGGGAGUGGUGCUUCUCGUCGACGCGGCUGAGGGUCCGAAGACGCAAACGCGGUUUGUGCUGCAAAAGGCGCUGCAGAUGCGGCAGAGCGUUAGCGGCGCGGCGGGGGGGCCGGACGCAGCAGAGAAGACGCGCGUGAUCAAGCCGCUCGUGGUGAUUAACAAGGUGGACAAGCCCACGCGGCGGGCGUACGGGGAGGUCGAAAACGACAUCUUCGACCUGUUUGUCAGCCUAGACGCCACGGAGGAGCAGCUGGACUAUCCCACCCUGUACGCCAGCGGGAAGGAAGGAUGGUGCGUUGCCUCCUACGACGAAGCAAUGCAGAUCGUGGACGCUGGCGCAGGCCGUUCCGGCGCGGGGGCGGUCCCGUCCGAAAAGCGGAACCUAGAUGCGCUGUUUGCUGCGAUCGAGCAGCACGUGCCGCAGCCGCCGCAUCCGUCGGUUCAUCCCGGUCCUCACACGGCAGUCGAUAGUACUGGGUCCAGCACAGCGGGGGGCAAUAGUACUAGUAGCGCCAGCAAGCCGCCCCCGUUUGCGAUGCUGGUCUCGCAGUUGGAUCAGCUGCCGCAGCUGGGAAUGACCGUGACGGGGAAGAUCAGUUCUGGCACCGUGCAGAAGGGCGACAAAAUGGACGCGAAAAACGGUCGCAACGAGCUGGUUGGCCAGGGCGGAAAAGUGAAGGAGAUCACGGUGGUGCGGGGCACGAAGAGGGAGAAGCUGGACCGCGCGAGCCAGGGUGACAUUGUGUCCCUCUCCUUUGCGGGCGGCUCUUCGUUCGCGCCCGCCAGCGGGAGUGCUACAACUACUUCGGAGGCCGGGGGGGCGGGAGACAGCACCGCCGCUGGUGCUGGUGGGCCGUCUUCCUCGGGCGCCUUUCAGCCCCGCUGGACGCAGACCGUCUUCCACUCGGGGAGAUCGAAAGAGGUGGAACCCAUCCCCUGCACGGAGAGUAUGGGGCUCUCAAACGUUACACUCUCAACUGUUACAUGGAUUUGUCACGCAAAAUGAGCAUCAACGUCCACACAGUGAAGCUGCCUCACAUGACAAAUUUUGGAAGGGCUAAACAGCAUGGGAAUCUGUGCCGAAUUUGUAAUGCAAGAGUUGCAAGAAGAUCCGGCCUUUCCCUGUUGCCAUUCUUGCAUCACAAAUUCAUGAAACAGUUGAGAAUGUAACAGUUGAGAACGCCAUAGAGAUCGAUCCGCCGGUGAUCUGUGUGAAAGUGACAGUGAACGACGCCCCCGGCGUAUGCAAGAAAAAAACUGUGUAAGUGUAAAUCUGUGAUGCAGAACAUGCAACAGAGUUACAGCUGUCAUGCCAGACAGCGAUGCAGUUCUCUUUUCAUGUGUGUUUUCCCUUACAAACCACGCAUGACAGGUUUUCUCUGUCAUGUAGAGCAAAUUUGUGAUGCUGUCAGCCAAAGAAAGUUACACUAACACAGUUUUUUUCUUGGAUACGGCGCGGGCAAGGCGAAGUUCAUCGCGUUGUACGACAUCUACGCGCGCCUGCGGAAGGAGGCGCUCGUGAACGUAGCCAUCGGCGUUGAGGAAAAUGCGGACAAAUCGGCGCUAAGGCUGAGCGGACGCGGGGAACUGCAGCUGGGGAUUUUGAUCGAGAACAUGCGCCGGGAGGGCUACGAAAUGACGCUGUCACCGCCUCGCGUCGUGACCACUAUAGAUCCCAGCGACGGCGUCACGGAGUUGGAGCCCUGGGAAAGCGUGCAGGUGGACGUUCCCACGGACCUUUCGGCCACCGUCAUCGAACGUAUCACACCAAAAAGUGUUAACGUUAACGGAAUUUGGCAUGCAGGAAUGCGCGAUAAAUGAUGCCCAAACGUGUAUUGCAUAACAUGCAUGAUAGCGAAAAUUUGUCAUGCAUGACUGCAAUGCCCCAAAACCGUUAACGUUAGCACUUUUUUGCUUGAUAGAACGGCUUUCCAGUCGCGGAGGCGAGCUGAAGGAAAUGGUAUCAAAUGUAAAAAUGUCUGGGUCUGGAAACUUGUGAUGCUGGGUGGCGUCUCAUGAUGAGGCCACAAAUGCUGGCUUAGCAUGACAAGUUUCUGAGCUUCUAGGUGUUGCCUAUUCUGCAUGACAAACUGCACACAGAGAGGGCAGGAAAGGAGAGUGGCGCUGCAAGCAGUCAAAGUAAAAGUAGCCGGGCAAAUGUAGAAAGAAAGCAAGAAGAAAAAGGGGAAGAAAGAAGGGAAGGAGAGACACUUUCUGAAACUAUACUGCGACUAAUCGAGAAAGAGAAGAAGAAAGCAGAGGAAGCCGGUGACGAGAUGGCGCAGGGGGCAUUCAGAAUAAUCCAAAAAGCGACGAAACUGUUGCAGGAGGUAGAGGAGGCGAAUAAAGGAGACGAUGGAAGAAAGUCAAACGAAAAAGAAAGGGGACGGGAGGAAGGAGACCAAGAAGAAGCGAUCAGCGAAGACGGAGAAGAGGAAGAAAAAGAAAGCUUCUACGGGGCGCAAGAAUAUGAAGGCACUCGGAGAGGAUACGUGCUCAAAAGAGGGGCGACGGGACAGGGAUACUACAUAGAUCAGGGUCCAGAAGAGGCAGCGCGAGCAUUUUUUCGGAAUCUGGUGGCGUGGGGGGAGGAUGAGAAAAGGGACGCGAUUAAUAAGGAGCGGGCGGAGGAAGGUCGAGAUGAAAAAGAGGCGGACCAAGAGCAGCAAAAACGGAGAAAGGUGGAGAAACAAGACAAGAAAGCGAACCAAAACGGUGGAAACGAAGACGAAAAAAAGAAGCAAACGACGGAGGCCUCUAACUUCCCCACAGUCGAGAAAUUAAUGGAAGAUGACCCCAUGACAUUGAUGCAGAAAGAGAAAGAACAGCGGGAGAAGAGGAGGAGGAGGAGAAGAGGAGGAGGAGGCAGAUGCAGUACGAAACUCCUAUGCAGCGAGAACUAGCCCAAAUGUAUAGAGUCCUAGAAAAAGAAAACAGCGACGGAAAAUGAAUGAAGAAAGAGAAAAUAGUGACUGCAGCGCGUUUCUUCUUUUUUGGAUGAGAUUGAUGAAUGGAUAGCAAAGUAGAGGCAAGAAGAGGCCUCAUACGUGAAUGAAACAAACGAGCAAAGAAGACACAGACCGGGGCUCAAGGCGAAAAGGGCAAAUGCGGGGCGUUCUGGCGGGUGCAGAGGGAAGAGCGUAGACACAAAACGCAACAGAAAAGAGCGAUAAAAAUGAGGUGACUGCGUAUGGACCUUGUCUCGACACGUUCCCGCCAGCCCGGAGGGGUGCGGCGAUGCUAAUCAUUUCGUUCCCGCCAGCCGUAAAGGCACGGCGCUGCUUUUCCUCUCCUUGCGCCGGCGGACCGCAUGCACUGACGCGCUAGGAAACGAAAAGAAAAAGAAAGAGAAGAAAGAGAAACUAUAUAAAAGAAGUGGUGCCAGGGUUGCUAAUUUAAAAGACUGCGCUAAUGCAGCACCCCCCUUCCCCAAGGGGUCCCCCCGGGGCGGGCGCGAUGGCGGCUCUGCGAAUGCGGAGCUCCGCGGGCCGUUUCUAUGGAAACGCAUAUAAAAGGGUGCGGGAAGAAGAUCGGCAAAACGUGUCUGAAAGGGACACGCCGUUGGGUCGCCCGCCAUCGUGAUAGGAUCACCGUGUCUGAUCAUUAGACCCCCUGUAUACUUUUUAGCGCGCAACCGGCCACGCACGUAGUUCUUCGAGCAAGUUUGUAAGACUAACCCAUCAAGGCAAUACUGGAACUCCACCUUGCUCGCGGGCUUGGAUGGUAAGGCAGGUCAGCCACACAUAGCGCCCACUGGCUGUAGCCAUGCGUAAGCAAUCGAUAGCGGUUUUGCAGGUGCAGCCGGGUGGUAGUUAGGAUGUGGAACGCGUCUCCACCUAGGGGUAUCGGCAGAGGCUAAAUCUGUUCUAACGCCCAGGUAUUGGCAGAGGCUAAAUCUGUCUAACGCCCACCCGCCAGGAGUUAAAUGGUGCUACUACUACUACUACUGCAUCACAGAAAAAUAGGGCUCUUGGAUAACGUGCAUUACAGAUUUAAGACUCAUGCCAGAAAAGCAUGACAAAUCUCGCAAUCUUCCAGACCCAGACAUUCUUGCAUUUGAUAAAUGGACGCGAACAGCAAGAACCGGACCACGCUUCGGUUCGAGAUCGCGUCGCGCAAUUUUUUCGGUUUGCGCGCCUGGGUCACCGAGGCCACGGGGGGACAGGCCGCCGUCGCCUGCGAGAUGAUUCCGCCCCGCCCGCUCCCGCCCGCGGCCGAGUUGGAGGCCGAAAGCUCGCGGCCGCCCGUCUUCGUGUCCGCCAACUCGGGGGUGGUGUACCUCGGGGACCACCGCAAGGCAAGCAUGAAGGGCAAGCUGUUUGUGAACGCCGGGGACCACGUGUAUGAGGGACAGAUCGUGGGUAUCCUGAUUAAAAACGUCCCCACACCAGAGUCAAGAUGGGAAAUCUGCUAGACAAAUCAACCAGCUUUGGGUGUUUGGCAUGACAAGUUUGGCCCCGUAUUGUAAUCCUGUUUCGCUAGCUCCAGCAGCAUCACUGGCCUAGCACAUCAUGCUGGUUCUAGCAUCACAAAUUCCAAAACACGACCAGAAAAUGCUUCUCAUGGGGCUCCGCAUCAGAAACUUUUUUGGCAUGCAGAUUUGCAUGACAACUCUGGGGUGGGGACGUUUUUACUCAGAAUAGUGGGCGAGAUCUCCUCCAACACGGGGUCGCAGGCCCUACACGUGGACGCCGAAAUCAACCUGUGCCACAAACACGACGGCUACGCCAGCUGCCACGGGGCGUCCGGAAUCGGAACGCAACUGUCCCUGGAGGAGAUGUUGGUGUAUCUACAGGAGGACGAGUGCUUGGAGGUGAGGCCCGACCGGCUGGCAAUGCGGAAGUUGUUGCUCAGCGCCGUGCAGCGCAAAACCAGACUAAAGCAGAAGCUGAAGCAGGCACAGAACUAGGGACAGCGCAAGGAAGCUGCUCGUCCGCCCGGAGAAGAGGCAAUCAUGCGUUUUUGGUUCCAUUUUUAGCCCGCGAUGAGUGUCGUUUCUAUAAACGAUUGACAGUAGUUCCUUGAAUGGCGUCAGCUUCCCAUGCCUGAAUACUCAUUACUGGUGACCAGAAAUCAAAGAAGGCAAGAGUCAAAAUAGCAAAAGUGACAAUAGUGCCCAGUGGCGGGAAGAAGUUUUACUAUACUGCGAAGCGACUCUACCGACCGUGGAUACUUCCUCAUAUAGCGAGUACUUCUUUGUUCUUCUGUUGAAUUUGGUGACGCACUUUUUCUUCUGCUCUGCAGAACAGUCGAGAACCUGUCGC